AGGCUUGGAAAAAGCAGAGAUCCCUUAACCAUGAUUCCCUUCAAAGUAUCUUUCCUCUUCCUCAUCCUCUACCCAUGGUAUCAAUCUUUCACUCGGACCCAACUACAGUUCUGAUUUCUCCAACCCUGGCGCCAACAACUUGGAAAUAGAUGUCUUAGCCCGAAAAAAAAUUCAAAAUUUUCUAAAUCUAUGGACGUUCCACGCCGCUCUUUUGCUGCGUCUCUCUCGCCUCUCCGGCUGAUAGAUGGACUCCCGCGUCGGAGGAGUUUCAAUUAUAAUCAAAUGCCUGAAGAGCCCAUCAAACUCACCGUUCUCAAACUUGAUGGAUCUUCCUUUGGUAUUCAAGUGUUGAAAACAGCCACAGUAGGGGAGCUCAAGAUGGCUGUAGAAGCUGCGUUUUCUCACUUGCCCAUCACAGGCCCUGGCAAGAUCUCAUGGCCGCAUGUUUGGGGACAAUUCUGCUUAUGUUAUGAAGAUAAAAGAUUAAUUAACGAGGCUGAGUACCUCAUUGAAUUCGGCAUCAAAGACGGAGAUCAGCUUCGAUUCAUCCGCCAUAUCUCAAACUACUGCAUGUUGAUGGUGAAGCAGAAGAGCAAGACACCACGUGUUUCUUCUUUGAAACAACUCAAACUGUUCUCAACUAAACCCGAAACCCGGAAAACUAAGGUGAGGGAAGGUCAAGAAGAUGGUGUUGAUUCCAUCCCUCGGAUCCACCAACCAAGCUUUGUAGCGACUGUAUUAGGAGGUUGGCUAUCUCACAAGUCGACCCCAAGUCAACGAGGUAGUAAACACAGAAACAUGACCGCAAGUAGAGUUUUUAAUAACCUCAUCGCAAGGUUUCGUUUCAAGUGUUACUCGGAGAAGGAUGUGUGGAACAGAAAAAAACUCAUCUCGGAAACAUAAAAGAAAAAGAAUCUGCUCCCAUGAAACUUUCCUCAUUUGAUUCUUGUAGAGAUUUUGAUUUCCUAAUCUUCAACGUUUAUAUACCAACUUGGGUGUUGUGUGUGUGCCAAAAACAAUAAUGCAUUGAUUAUAUGUGUUUGCGUUUGUUUGUA
This is a messenger RNA of Capsella rubella, 1055 nucleotides long. RefSeq lists its product as uncharacterized. Bases 190 to 903 code for a protein of 237 amino acids. Lineage: Eukaryota; Viridiplantae; Streptophyta; Magnoliopsida; Brassicales; Brassicaceae. Gene Ontology annotation, biological process: mRNA splicing, via spliceosome. The transcript is spliced from 5 exons. Gene Ontology annotation, cellular component: U12-type spliceosomal complex. The record is from RefSeq and is a predicted model, not a curated record.